Gaeumannomyces tritici R3-111a-1 is the source of this 2614-nucleotide messenger RNA. RefSeq lists its product as hypothetical. Lineage: Eukaryota; Fungi; Ascomycota; Sordariomycetes; Magnaporthales; Magnaporthaceae. The record is from RefSeq and is a predicted model, not a curated record. The transcript has a single exon. The coding region runs from base 343 to 2121 and encodes 592 amino acids.
UGCUGCCCAAGAGCUUGGUUCCCCACUUUGACGUCCACGUCACACCCUCUUCUGCCAUCUCCCAACCCUGCGGCUAGCCUAAUCUUGUGAAUUUCCCGGCCUCAUGCAACUCUUGUGCAUAUUGGUACAUCUGGCGUGAGAAAGGCGGGGGAUGAUAGGGACUUGCUGGUUUUCUCGGCCGGUGUCUGCGCAUCCUCGGCUCGUCGUUGCGGCCGGUCUGAGGGGAGCCGUACAACAGGUGCAUGCACAUAUUUACCUUAUCUAGCGGGCGGCGCAAAUCGCGUCUGGGAACCUGCUUCCCUAAAAUUCCUUUACGUUGCAGGCGACUACGCACCUCCCGACAUGAGGCUAAUCGACACGACGACGCUCCGGCUCGGGGAAGAUGCACCGGAGCCGGACGGCGGGUACGCCAUCUUCUCGCACAAAUGGGGCCUGGAAGAGGUCACCUUCCAGGACAUGACGCAGCUUGACCAAAGUACGCUCAGGGGCAAGGCCGGCUACGCAAAGGUCGAAAACGUGUGCCGCAUCGCGCGGGAGAUGGGGCUGCAACGCGUCUGGAUCGACACCUGUUGCAUUAACAAGGACAGCAGCGCCGAGGUCAGCCAGUGCCUCAACGCCAUGUUCCGUUGGUACAAGAAAUCGACAGUCUGCAUUGUCUACCUGCAUGAUUUCCGACCGGGCCCAGGCUUGAAGCUCGGCCAGGGGUUGGUUGACAGCCUGGCCGAGUGUCAGUGGUUCCAACGAGCCUGGACCCUCCAGGAGUUGAUCGCGCCGGAAUACGUCCGAUUCUUCGACCACGAAUGGAAGCUUUUCGGGAGCAAGUUUAACGACAAGAAGCGCGUCGCGCGCGGCUCCGAGAGUCUCGAAGCGCUGCUGGUCGAUCUAUACGUCAUCACCCACAUCCCCAUCCCGGUCCUCCGCGACCCCGACACCGUCUGGAGCUACCCCGUUGGCAACCGCAUGUCGUGGGCCGCACACAGGCGCGCGCUGUACGUCGAGGAUCUAGCCUAUAGCCUGAUUGGUAUCUUCAACGUCAGCAUGCCCAUGCUGUACGGCGAAGGGAACAGAGCCUUCAUCCGGCUCCAGGAGGAGAUCAUAAAGGAGACCAACGACAUGACGAUAUUUGCGUGGACAGCGCCCGACAGUCAAGAGAAGCACCGCGGGAUCCUGGCCAGGUCGCCCUCCGAGUUUGGGUGCUGCCGGUUCAUGCAUUACGCCCCGAGCGCCGGCAUGCACACGUAUGCCAUGACGAACCGCGGGCUCCGCAUCAAGGCGGUGCUCGAGAAGUCGGUCGGGUGCUCGGGCAUCUUCCACAACGUUGCCCAAUCCCGCAGCGCUGAGCCCGACUACCGUAACAAAGUCCGCCUCCGCGACGACCACCUGUUGUUCCCCAUGGGCGAGAACGACGGCGAAUUCGAUAGCAUGAGGUCUGAAGAGCUGCUCCACGGCAAGUGUUUGAUGCACAUCGAGCACUUCAGCAAGGGUAUCUCCCACCGCCAGGCUUCCUCGGAGCUGUGCUGCAUUCUGCUGAGGAAAACGACCAACGGCUUCGUGCGCGAGAGCCCGCAUGUACUUGUGGCCAGCCAAACCGGGAACUACCAGCUCGAGGAGAUCCAUAUCCACAAGGACCUGCUGCCCUCGGCGGCUCGGGAACUGCAAUGCUUGUAUUCCAACGCCAUCGCCAUCCGCACCAACGCCAUCAGCCCGCGUUGCCCCCUCCGCAGAGUGUUCCCCGCGCACCUCUGGGACCCGGUGAAGCAUCUCUUCCUCAUGCCGCAGCGACUGACGCCGGCGUUUGUCGGAAUUAUCGAGGUAUCCGUGGACAGCUUCAACGUGCUGCUUGUGGUGGUCUUCGACCCCGACAACGUGUUCCCCAUUGGUGGCGGCAUCUCCCGACUGCACUGUGGUAUAGUGAGGGCUGGCGAUCGUGAUUGGUUUGAUCGCGAGGUGGAGACGUGGGACUUGAUGUCAACCCAAGAACCCAUCGUGAGACUGAUGCUAGGUUUCAGGGGCGAGCUAACGCUCGAAUCCGAUUGUCUCCGGAGCCGUCUCACGUUGGCGCGCGAGACCAAGGGAACGAUGCACACCAUUACGGUUUCCUGCCAGAGGACUACGAAAUAACUUGUAAAGGCGCGUCUUGUGGUCAGCACAACGCCGUUGAUAUUUGUUACUAGGAAUUCGUUAUAACAGCGACUCCACAAAAACUACCUGAGGGGGCACGUGUUACGCACGACCCACACCUGUUGAUAGACCUGGCCGCGCACAGGCACGUGACAGGCUAUUGCUAUUUGCACCAGUCGACAUCAGAAUCGACACGGCACUUUUCCUAUUCUGGCAUCUUGGUGAGUGUCACCCCAUACAAAAACAAAGCCUGGCAGGGCUACGCAGCAAUGUUGACUAUUGCCGUUCGGCCCCGGUCACUGAUCUCGCGUGCGUCGGCCAAUAAAAACGGUUGUUUUUCGGUACUUCCGCGUGCGCCUUAUUUAGCCGGUGAUAGAAGUACCAGCACAAGUCAUUGUUACAAAGCGGUACGUCACGCUUGAAUUCAUGCAAAAAUUACGUAGGGCUAGUUCCGACGCACCCCUGCAAAUCCGUGCCUCCUAUCUUCCUAUCC